AUGGCGACCUCCAACCCGGAUCGGCCGCGCACACGCGCAAAGAAGGCAUGCUUGGCCUGCAACGCACGCCGCGUGCGAUGCAAUGUUCUGGAGAUGCAGCCAUGCCGUAAUUGCGUGUCUUGGAAUCUGUCUUGUGAGCUAGGAGUGUCACGACGAGGAAAAUACCCACGCCGGAAGAAAAAGGCAGCUUCCGAGAACGAAUCACUCGAGGCACAUGGCAUACCAACUACUGCAUCGGAAAGCCGGCUUCUGCAGCAAGAGCCCCUGCUAGACAGUGGUCCCCACUAUGCCCCAUCAGCCCAUCCCGUAAGGGUUGGCGAUGCCAUUCACAAAACUGUCUUUCUCGGCGAGUCGAGUCCUUUGACCUGUGUGGUCGAUGAGGGACAACGAUCACCCGACAAAGGAUAUGCUUGUGGUAUUCAGAAAGGACGUCUGCACUACUCCAUCUCCGAACUCCAUGCAUCUGCAGGGACCAGUGAAGAGAUUUUUGGUCAACGCCGUAAAUCUCUCCAAGAACGUCUUAUUCGAGAAAGCGCGUUGAUCUUCCCGUCGCCAGCUAUAUGUGAGGUACUCUUGCAAGCGUACUUUGAAUGGUUCCAUCCGCUGUUCCCAAUUCUGGAUCGCUCUCGGGUCCAGAAUGACUAUCAGGAUGAAACCAUUUCUCCGCUACUCUUGCAGGCAAUGCUUUUCAUCGGCGUGAGUCUAUGCUCAGACUCUGCUCUUAAGACUACGGGAUUCAGCAACCGAUACAAGGCCAAGGGUCUGUUCUACCAACGCGCAAAGGAGAUAUAUGAUGUCGGAUGGGAAACCGAUACGAUGAUCAAAUUGCAGUCAAUAUUUCUGUUGAGUUUCUGGCGUGGGGGGCCUACAGAGGAGCGGGAUGUGCGAUACUGGCUCGGCACGGCCACGGAUCUGGCCCAGAAGAAGGGAAUGCAUGUGAUGUCCAAAUUGACUUUCCUGGGUGCUCGCGACCAGCAGGUCUGGAAGAGGAUUUGGUGGGCUUUAUAUGUUCGUGAUCAACAAACAUCGGCAGCCCUCGGGUUACCGUCUCGAAUUCGCGAUGAGGAUUGUGAAGUAGCCGAACUUGACGAGUCUGACUUUGAAGAAGACGAUUCAACCAAUCUUUCUGAAGUCUUCCGAAGACCACCUGUAGCACACGUCAAUUAUGUGAUUCAAAUGGCUCGAUUAGCUAAAUUAUUACGCGAGGUUGUUUCCAGCCAGUAUUUACCUGGGAAAUCAAAACUGGACAAUCCAUUACGUCCUGUCCUCCACCAGCGUCUCUUAGACUGGGAAUCGGAUCUACCACCAGAGAUGCAGUUUCAACCAUCCAUGGCCCGAGAAGUCAUGUUCCUGGUUGGAAUGCUACAUAUGACCUACGCUAACUUGUAUUUGUUGCUUUACCGACCCAUUUUCUUGCAACCACCAAGUCAAUCCACCAGCUCGGAGGGCAACAUAGCCCUGGAGGCCGCAACUAAGAGUACCCGAAUCUUGGAAGAUAUGCUCUCACAAAAUCUAGUACAACAUGGAUCUGUUCACUUAAUCACCCACACUUUUUCUGCUCUAUGUAUUCACACUAUUCAUUUCGGACGAGUUGCCAGCACAGCCAAAAAGCUUGCAGAACACCGGGCAAAACUUUGUCUGCUUGGAUUGAAAGAACUUCAAAAGUCAUGGGAUCUCGAGAAUUGGGUUCUCGAUUUAUUCUUCCAUUGCUUGGAUGAUCGUACAGCUCGAAAUCUCCGCCUAAUCGACAACGGAAUGUCAGCAUCUGCCCUUUCCAGCCAGCUUACAAAGGGACCACAGAUUCCCGACUCGUCGUCUCUGGAUACCCCUUGCAGUAACACAAGUCGACCCCUUUCUCCAACGUCUGCCGACAGCGUUUUGCCCGGUCUGCAGGUCACGGGCCCCUUGAACCCAAUGGAAGAUGCAUCAAUCAAUAUGGACUGGUAUGAGUUGUUCAAUGUGGAAGGUGAGGAUAUUUCGGGAUUGGCAGGCUCAUUGACGAACCCGGACUAUCUCAACCCGCAGAACCUGGAAUUCUUGUAUCGAUUUUUAUAG
Molecule: messenger RNA, 2055 nt
Organism: Penicillium cataractarum
Lineage: Eukaryota; Fungi; Ascomycota; Eurotiomycetes; Eurotiales; Aspergillaceae
Product: Zn(II)2Cys6 transcription factor
Exons: 7
Coding region: 1-2055 (684 amino acids)
Biological process (GO): DNA-templated transcription; regulation of DNA-templated transcription
Molecular function (GO): DNA binding; DNA-binding transcription factor activity, RNA polymerase II-specific; zinc ion binding
Source: RefSeq, a predicted model, not a curated record